CCUGCCAAAGACCCUCUUUCCCACCUAUUCACCUGUAUAAAGAGUGAAAUGCUUAACCCAAAUCCAAAUAAGCUUAAACAAAAAAAUAGAUCACCCAUGGCUUACAACUUCAUUCCAUGGCUGAUUAUAAUUUUUGUCCCUUGUGCUCUUGGCGGAAAAGUUCCAGCAAUUAUCGUAUUCGGCGAUUCAUCCGUAGAUGCUGGCAAUAAUAACCAGAUUUCUACUAUUCUUAAGAGCAAUUUUGAGCCUUAUGGGCGUGACUUUUAUGAUAAAAGGCCAACAGGAAGGUUCUGUAAUGGGCGUAUUCCGCCAGAUUUUAUAUCUGAGGCUUUUGGUUUGAGACCAUUUGUGCCUGCUUAUUUGGAUCCAAUGUAUAAUAUAACUGAUUUUGCCGUUGGAGUUUGUUUUGCUUCUGCUGGUACUGGUUAUGACAAUGCCACUUCUCAAGUUCUAAAUGUGAUACCAUUGUGGAAGGAAAUAGAGAACUACAAGGAGUAUCAAAAGAAACUAGAAGCAUAUGUAGGGAACAAGAAAGCAAAAUACAUAAUACAUGAAGCACUCUAUCUUGUGAGCAUGGGAACAAAUGAUUUCUUGGAGAAUUAUUAUUCAAUACAAAGCAAACGUGCAUUUCAAUUCACAGCAGAACAAUUUCAAGGAUUCCUUAUUGAACUUGCAGAGAAUUUUAUCAAACAAAUUUAUCAUCUUGGAGCUAGGAAAAUAUCAUUAACAGGACUUCCUCCUAUGGGUUGUUUGCCUUUAGAAAGAGCAACAAAUUAUAUAAGAGGAAAUGGAGAUGGAUGCAAUGAGAAAUAUAAUAAUUGUGCUUUGCAGUUUAAUGGGAUGUUAACUGGUUUGGUUCACAAGUUAAAUAGGGAGCUUCCUGGGAUUAGAGUGGUGUUUUCUAAUGCAUAUGAUCUCAUGCUUCAAAUGAUUAAAAAUCCUUCCUCAUUUGGAUUUGAUGUGGCAGGUGUAGCAUGUUGUGGCACAGGACUAUUUGAAAUGAGCUAUUUGUGUGACAAGUUAAAUCCACUCACAUGCACUGAUGCAAAUGAGUAUGUAUUUUGGGAUUCUUUCCAUGUCUCCCAGAAAACUAACCUCAUUAUCACCAAUUUCUUGAUGAAAAAUGUCCUCAAUCAAUUUUUAUAAGAUCAUGUAACUUUGUACGAUCAUUUAUAUCUUGUCUUGUAUCUAAUUUAAUUUACUGGAAUGUACUAUCCGGAAUUUGAAAAAAACAAUAUAUAUAUAUAUAUAUAUAUAUAUAUUUAUUGUAUAUAUUGGUCAUAUCAUGAUGGCCGUUAUAUUUGUACUCUUUAUUUCGACACGUUAAGUAAUGUAAUUUGUCUUGGAUUCUUGUUUGUCUUAUAAAUUUGUAUUUUGAA
Molecule: messenger RNA, 1379 nt
Organism: Solanum dulcamara
Lineage: Eukaryota; Viridiplantae; Streptophyta; Magnoliopsida; Solanales; Solanaceae
Product: GDSL esterase/lipase At2g04570-like
Exons: 3
Coding region: 49-1146 (365 amino acids)
Molecular function (GO): hydrolase activity, acting on ester bonds
Source: RefSeq, a predicted model, not a curated record